Molecule: messenger RNA, 3392 nt
Organism: Eublepharis macularius
Lineage: Eukaryota; Metazoa; Chordata; Lepidosauria; Squamata; Eublepharidae
Gene: LRP11
Product: LDL receptor related protein 11
Exons: 7
Coding region: 67-1449 (460 amino acids)
Molecular function (GO): protein binding
Source: RefSeq, a predicted model, not a curated record
GCUGGUAGCGGCGGUGCUUUCCACCGCCACCCUCCUCUCGCUCCUUUCUUGGCCAGGGCCCGCGCCAUGGCGCCCGCCGGGCUCCCCUUUCGGCUCUUAGUGCUGCUGCUGCCGCUGGGAUCGCCGUCUGCUGAGCUAAGGGCGCCGGCGGGACCGGACGUGGAGUCGCUGCUGGAGGAGUUCCGCCGCCAGCUGCAACAGGAGCAGGAGCCUCUUGGCCGCGGCAGCGAGCGGGCGGAGGCGGCGGGACGCUGCCGCGGGACAGGCGGCCUUGCGGGCAGCGGCGGGAGUUUCUUCUCGACUAGGCCCGACUCCAUCAUCCGCACCAAGGACUCCAUCGCGGCAGGCGCCACCUUCCUGGGCUCGCCGGGCUCUGUGGCGGGCCUGCGGCAAUGCCUGGACGCCUGCUGCGCCGAUCCUCGCUGCACCCUGGCGGUCUUGCAGCAGCCGCCGCAGCAGCUGGCCUCGCUCCGCUGCUACCUCUUCAACUGCACGUACCGUGGCCGCGCCGUCUGCCUCUUCUCUCCUCAGCGCGGCUAUCACAGCUACUAUCUGGAGCCGACCAGCAGCCCUCCAGUCCCCGAAAAUGAUGAACCUCCUGUCAGCAAGGCAGGGAAAGACAUUGUGCUUCAGUUGCCUGUUGAUUGGGUGAUUCUUGAUGGCCGAGAAAGUUUCGAUGACCACGGAAUCAUACAAUAUGAAUGGAAGUUGCUGAAAGGUGCCCUCUCAGUUGGUAUGAAGGAACCUCAACCAGGAACUGUGAAGCUCUUUCAUUUACAAGAAGGCACCUAUGUUUUGCAGCUGACUGUGACUGACACUGCUGGCCAGAGGAGCUCAGAUAACGUCUCAGUGACAGUAAUUCCAAUGGUGCCCUCCACAUUAGGUUGCCUGGGGGCUUGUUCUCGCUACCAGUUCCUCUGUGAUGAUGGUUGCUGUAUCGAUAUCACAUAUGCCUGUGAUGGAGAGGAGCAGUGUCCUGACGGGUCUGAUGAAGUUUUUUGUCAGAAAUUGAAUUCUGGACAAAAGACAAACAUAGCCAUGAGCUCUAGCCAGCAACAUCCCAUGGGACUAAUGAAAGAUGCUGAGAAGGAACUCUCCUUAGAAAUCACCCAGGAAAGUCCUAUAAGCCAUCACAUACCUGAUGCAGACCAGACCAACCAAUCGCCCUCUCAGGGAACAGAAGAACUACCUGCUGGGGUUUUGCCAGGGAAAGAUACGGAUGAUAAGAAUGAAAAUGACAUUGUGGUGUUAAAAGGAACUCAAACUGGAAAGAGCCACCCAGUCCCAGAAACAGGUGCUGUUCUCCCGCUGGCUUUAGGGUUGGCCAUCACUGCUUUGCUGCUGCUCAUGGUAGCUUGCCGAUUGCACUUGGUGAGACAGAAACUGAAGAAAGCUCGGCCCAUUAUGUCUGAGGAAUCAGAUUACCUCAUAAAUGGGAUGUAUCUCUAAAGCAGAUUCAGGUUGCUUCCUUUCCUUCUUCAAACUUUCCAAGAAAGUGUGCCUCUUGCAUUUUUUUAAAAAACAUUUUUUUAAAAAAUUGCAUCAACCACCUUCAAAACAAUUCUUUUAAGACAUAUGGUAGAUAUAUACAGCACAGCAUCCUCUGCCAUAGCUACUGGAGUAUCCCAUGCUUGGCCAAUGAGGCAAGUGUAUCAUGCGAUGCUAUGUAUCAGUUGGAGACCCAGAGAAACACCUUACUGCCAUAUUUUAGGUCUGCAGAGUAGCACUGAUGGAACUGGCUUUGUGGUAAAAUGUAUUUAGGACUUCUUGUAAAUGUGCUGCUCUCAGACCUGUCCCUGUGUUAGGAGAGAGCAGUGCUGUAGCACCACUUCUGAUUACAGUAUUUAUACUGGCAGUACAUGGCUGAACUGUUAUUACAAUGACCUGAGUUCUUGCAUGAUGCCAGUCCGAUGCCACAAGUCAGUACAUUUUGCAGUGGAGCAGCAGAUACAUCAGAUCCUAAGCAUACACUUGAUGGAGAGCUCACUUACAGGAUCAAUUAUGUGAGAAAUGACAAACUGAGUUUACAGAGAAGAUAUUUCUUAUGUAAAUCAGUGCUAUGUAAUAAAAAGAUCACCAUGGGGAGCUCCCUUCUCACCCUGUACACCUGAAAGGGACCCAGAGUUAUAGCAAGGAAUGAGAUACAGUUGUGUAGUUGUGUUACAAGGCCUGUCAUGUGCUUCUCAGUGCUGACAGCCUCUGCUAGAUUAUAAAGCUGUAUAGAUUCUGCUAUUGGACAAUCUAAUGAAAACCUAUGCUGUGUGAUCUCAACUCAACAAAGAACUUUGUUGCUACAAUUUUCCUUUUUUACUCAUCGACAUAUCAGGGUUUAAUGUCCCAUGUGUUAAAAAAUCUCUUUUGUCUCUCCUUUUAACAAAAGUGACAAUUCCAUUAGUACUUAAUGAACAACUUUGGACCCUAGUGCUUGUGCCAGGUAUGCUGUCAUCUCGGGCUAGGGUUGUCAGCUGCCUGUAGAGAGUGCCCAGUCCCUUUAACACUGGCUUAAUGGGGUGUUAUUUACCAGUCAAUGUUAUUUACCCCCAUGCCAAGCUUUAGUUGCCUGUUUUCAAAUAUUAAGCCUAUAUUAAAGAGACAGGACAUUUUUCUUAAGACCUAUGUCAGGCCGCAGCCCCCUUUUUCUUCAUCCAUCCCUACAUUAUUCAUAAAAUUGAAGAAAGCAAAGCGGUGGCAGACAUUAAAGGUUGGCCACAGUGGCAUUAGGGACUGGGUUUACCAUUUCUUGUAAAUGACCACAAAAGAUCCAGGUUCAGAUUUAUUUAUUUUUUAGCUUCCUGCUCUACAUAAGUUAUUUGUGGCAUAUCAACAGAUUGAAAGAGGAAAAAAAUUAACUGCCUCAGCCAAUUUCUAAAGAUUUCCCUGCAUACAUAUCUGGAGGCAAUUUUUUCUCAUUGCAUUUAAGUGACUAUAUAGAAACGUGGGUCUACCCCAUUAAAGUGUCAAACUUAAUCAUGGUGAAAGACAACUCACCCUCAUUCCUGCUAAUGCUGCUUCUGCCGGUGAGAUUUCCAUUAAACACUAAAACAACACUGCCUAUUUCCACAAAGUUUGGAGGGUUCUUGUUAACCUGACCUUCACUUGACCUUGCAAUGCCAAUUAAAAUCAUCAAAUUAGCUUAAAAAUUCAAUGUACAACUGAGCCGUAAGAUGUUAUACUGUAAAAUGUGUGCCAUUUGUCUUAGUUAUAAUAUGUGAAUUCUCUUUAUCCAGCUGUGCAUAUGUUACAAUGAGAGAGACCUGCUACCAAUCAAUGCAGCAAAGGCAUGCAACUUUUGAUAUGUCUUUCAUAACAGAAUCAUAUCACGGGUAACUCAAAUUACUAAUGUCCCAAUCUGAUGAUGUAAAAUAUGAGAUAAUAAACCUAUGCUAUUCUUA